Messenger RNA from Plenodomus lingam JN3, 864 nucleotides. RefSeq lists its product as uncharacterized. Lineage: Eukaryota; Fungi; Ascomycota; Dothideomycetes; Pleosporales; Leptosphaeriaceae. The record is from RefSeq and is a predicted model, not a curated record.
AUGAACGACGUACAGCGCAAGCCCAGCGUUCUUCACCCAAAACGUCUCUCCUUGGCCGUAACAUCGCGACUGAGUAGCCUGUUCGAAAAGACUGAGCCAAAGUUUCCAAGUCCACCCUCCAGAUCUCCGACUGCACAUCAAAAGCUUACCAAACCACCGCGGACGAGUUCUGGUCCCCUCACUCUACAAGAGGAUUUCGAUUCCACCGUCCCAGCCGAGCCACCCACUGAGCCCUACUUAAUCAAAGAAAACGACUAUCCCAACCUACGAGCCCUAAGGACAGACCAAGACAUUGGAGACGGAUUAUGGCUAUGUUCCCAUUGUCGACAUGAGAACAUUCUCCGACAUUACAAAGGCGCCUUCCCAUUCAAACACCUCCGCUGCAACCGCUGCAACCACAUCCUCUGCCCAGACUGCCACACCUCCGCCAUCCUCUCCGCCAUCCCCUACGGCCUCAUUCACGCCCGCCGCACCCUCACAGGCCGCCAAGUCCGCUACUGCCACGUCUGUCCCACAUGUGGCCUGAGCUAUCGAGCAGAGCAAGAAGGCACAACCCUAGAUUUCUACGGCACCAUCUGUGUCAACUGCAGUGCCACCUCCUGGGGCGACUGGCCGCGCUACCACAUUGGCAAUCAUGAGCCGUAUCGGCGGGACCCGGACGCGGUUUUUACACAACUGGUGGAUCAGAGGGCCGCGGAUGCCGCGAGGUUGGCGUUUCAGUGGGUUAUUGCGAAUGCCGGUACUAGACCGCGGUCGCGGCUGAGUUGUACGGCCGAGGAUGCCGCUGAUGGAGAGGGGGGAAUGCAGAGUCGCGACAGCGAGGAGAGCGGAGGGAGGGAGCCGCUGACUUGGUCGCCGUGUUGA